AUGCCUCGUUUCAAACCCACCUCGGCAGCCAGGGCGAGAUUCUCGGCACCACUCGAUGCCGUGAACCUCCAGACACUCAAGUCCGGUUUUUCCGGCCAGGUUGAGCGUGAACGCAUGUCCCGACUUCGGAGUAAGAUUCAAGAGGUGCGGAAUGCUUGGUUGGAUAAUGACACAUAUGCGCAACUCGUGGAGGCCGUACGGAGAUGGUGCAAGCCUGAAAGGCUCCCGGAAGAGGUGCGCGAACCACUUGAACGGCUGCUGAGUGGUUACCGCGACUACGCAGACGUUUCGAUCAGUCGCCCUUCCAAUGCGCACGCUACCCGCAGCAGCGAGCAGUACGAUGCCUUGGAGAUGUACUGUUCUAUUCCGGGAUACGACUACCUGUUCAAGCUGGUCAGCGACACCCUCCGUACGGAAUUCCUGACGAUUGACCUGUAUAACCUCCGACUGUCUCAACUUGGCGAUCCGCGGUAUGGUAAUUUUGAGGGUCUCACGCACCGCGGAAUGCCCGUCUACCAGGAAACUGUCCGCUUCUAUGAAGACAUCAUGCGGAACCCUGACUUGACGAUGCGCAGCUUUGCUAUCCCUUUGGCCUUGACGUCGACCAGUGCCGAUCCUAGGGUCAUGGAAGACUUCGCUACGAAGAAGUCACCGGGGAACGAGCGGUUAGUGCAUAUGCACCUUCAGGUCCAUACGAGGGGCAUCGAUGAAGGCCUGCUUUGGGCAUAUCGGAAGCGAUACCCGGACAGCGUGGUCACUUCCAUCUGUGCCAUGCCGGUGGCCAAUAUUUCGCCGGAGGGUGAAAGGGAAAUUUUGCUCAGGGGUGCCUUCUUCCAGUUAUUGUCUGUCACCACCAAGCAAAGCGGAGGGGACGGCGUGCCCGUUGUUCAAGUCAUUGUUGUCACUAUGAACUCCAAUCGCGAUCACUCGACUGAGUCUUCCUCAAACGUUGACGAGAAGAGAGUCCAGCGCGAGAUCUUCCGGCGGCUUGUUGAUGCAUCCAAGUAUCGGGCAUGUGCAGAGCUGGCGGCAGAGUUCUCUCCUGCAGACGUGCAGGGAUACAAGAUGUUGGCAGACAAAAUGUUGAACGAGAUUCGUGACAUGCAGGAACUCGACUUGGAAGAAUUCGACGAAGCAUCUGCCGGUGCGCUUGGCCUCGAGAAGGAAGAUGUGGCGGUAUGGCUGGGUGGAAGAUUGUAUGCUCUGCGGCGCAAGCAGUGGCAUCAAGCGCUAACGAAGAAGGACUGGGUUGGGGCUCUGAAGACACUCAAUAAAGAGUACAGCUGGCGACAAUGUGACUGGUACAACACUGGGCCGUUGGAUGCCGAGGGCGAUGGUCUUUCAGCACUGCACAUAAUUGCUAGUAGCAGGCCGCCCGAAGACAAGUACUCUGAGGAGCACCGAGCGUGGGAAGAGCUCGUCGAAGGAGCUCAAGCAGAUCCUCGUGUGUGGAAGACCUUGAAGUCCUUUGAAGAAAGAGCGAAGACGGCACGGGAGACUUCAUAUAACCAAGAGCUGGCGGAGGCAUUCAAGCCGGAGAUUCUGCAUCAUGUGGAGGAGAGAAGGCUCGCUCACCUGGAAGAGCAGCUCCACAGAUUGAUGAAGGAUACUGCUGGUUCUCUUGUCGACCCUUCUCGCUUCAGGAUACCACAGCUGUCGUGUUUGACAGAAAUGGAAGACCCAAGGUUGUGGAUCCCAAUACCACACAUGUACGGAGGUUUCAUGGUUGAGUUACUUCGAUCCGAGGAAGCUCUCCGGGUGACAACUAUCGAAACCAUUGCUGGUCAGACUGCCCCUCAGUCCACGAUACGGGUGUUGGAAUCCACCCCGAUGAGCUUCGGGGCUCUUGAGGUGGAAAACUUGGUGACAGAAGAUAUUGCAAAGUUGACUGUCCAGUUGACUGUUAUUCCGGUUUCUGAAGAGGCGGUUUAG
Molecule: messenger RNA, 1932 nt
Organism: Neurospora tetraspora
Lineage: Eukaryota; Fungi; Ascomycota; Sordariomycetes; Sordariales; Sordariaceae
Exons: 5
Coding region: 1-1932 (643 amino acids)
Source: RefSeq, a predicted model, not a curated record